AUGUACGCGAGCUUCUUACUCAAACCGUCUCUAGCGCACCUUGUCGUCUCUCAAUUGCACAUCGCUCUCGCAAAUGCACACGUCGACGAGACAGACAAAGAAUGUCUCCUGUACAAACAGCGUGUCAUUGGUCUUGAGUUCAAACUCAAUCAACCCAAGGAUGCCAAACAGGCCGUUGAUCGUGAACUCAACGUCACCAAUGUCCGCUUGACUUCACUCCGCGAAAAACUACAAAUGUCUUAUCCUGAGUAUAACCAGGGCCGCAUCACAGUGUCGCUUCAGGCCGAACUGGAUGCUAUAAACGAACAGCUCAAUGCCGCACUCGAUGUGCUCGUAAAAUUGUUUCCAAUCGGCACCCAACCCAAAACACUUGCUGCACGUUACAUAAUCUCACCUGUCCAAUCAUGUCUCACUACUAGUGAAUACCCAAACUAUAAGGAUGUGGUCGGAAUACACCCAGACGGGGUUGUUAGUGUUCACCCAGACAGGGUUAUUAGUGUUAUUCUAUAA
Molecule: messenger RNA, 510 nt
Organism: Sphaeroforma arctica JP610
Lineage: Eukaryota; Ichthyosporea; Ichthyophonida
Exons: 1
Coding region: 1-510 (169 amino acids)
Source: RefSeq, a predicted model, not a curated record